Messenger RNA from Amyelois transitella, 1888 nucleotides. It is a transcript of the gene yps, whose product is annotated as Y-box factor homolog. Gene Ontology annotation, cellular component: nucleus. NCBI's taxonomy places the organism in Eukaryota, Metazoa, Arthropoda, Insecta, Lepidoptera, Pyralidae. Gene Ontology annotation, biological process: regulation of gene expression. The record is from RefSeq and is a predicted model, not a curated record. Gene Ontology annotation, molecular function: nucleic acid binding. The transcript is spliced from 5 exons. The coding region runs from base 109 to 915 and encodes 268 amino acids.
CGCCAUGAAGCUUAUCUGUCAAUCGUAACGAUCGAAGAGUGGAACAUCAAGGAGAGGUCGUGGAGGAUUUUUACCAUCUAGCCACCAUCGCCGUUCGCCAAUUACACCAUGGCUGAUACCGAAAAGGCGCCGCAGCCGCAGCCCCAACAGCAGCAGCAAUCGGAACAACCAGCUCAGCCGCAACAAGCUAAAGCGGCGGCUAAACAAAAGCAGGUCAUCGCUGAGAAAGUUUCGGGUACUGUGAAAUGGUUCAAUGUGAAGAGCGGAUAUGGUUUCAUCAACAGGAAUGACACCAAGGAGGAUGUGUUUGUGCACCAAACUGCAAUUGCCCGGAAUAACCCACGUAAGGCUGUGCGCUCGGUCGGCGACGGAGAGGCGGUGGAGUUCGCCGUGGUCGCCGGGGAGAAAGGCUACGAGGCGGCCGGAGUGACGGGCCCCGGCGGCGAGCCUGUCAAGGGCUCGCCCUAUGCAGCUGACAAACGCCGCGGCUUCCAUCGCCAAUAUUACCCCCGUCAAGGCGGCGGACGGGGCGGUGAAGGCGCUCCACGUAGAGGUAUGGGUAGACGCGGGCCCCCGCCCAACCAGGGGGGCGCUCAGGGGGAUGAGGGGCAGGAGGGCAGCGCACCACCACAGCGCAGUUACUUCCGCCGCAACUUCCGUGGAGGACGUCGCGGCGGCGGGCCGGGCCCGAUGAACCGCGGCGGAUACCGACGCGCUCGCCCGCGCAACUACCAGGGCCAAGGUGGAUCUGCGCCUGCCGGACAAGGGAACCAAAGCCAACGCCAGAAUGGCCAGGAGGGCGAUUCCCCAGCCACUGCCUCCUCCCCGCAGCCACCGCAGCAGGCUAAGCCCAAGAACAACAACAAACCAGCCGGUACCACCAUUGAGACAACCACCAAUGAGAGCCAGGCCUAAACACCUGCAGCCGUACGGAGUGGCACACUCCCUCAAUGUAGUGCAUGUUAAUUCUAGAUGUGCCACACGUCCAUCACAACUAUCUGUCUCGUCUGUUCAACUGAAGAGUGUUCGUUUUAAUGUUGUUGCAGACAUUCUCUAAGAUCUACUGUUAACAUCAAUUAUUUGUCUCGGUGAUAAUGUUGGAGGGGGUUUUAAAUAUGGAACUGCAUAGGUAUCAUGGAUCAGAGAUGUGAUAUUUUUAUUAUUAAAUUAAUAUAUUGUCUUGUUUGAAUGUUUGUACUUGCAAUAUUUGGUUGUAUAACAUUAGAUUGUGUACACUAUUUUAACAGUUUGAAAUUUUCAAAACAAUCAUAUGUAUGUACACAUUUUCAGAGUGAUUUUAAUCUCCAAGGGGAUAAAAUAAAUGUUGUGCAAUGAAAUAAUAAUAAUAUUUAUAUAUAUAUAUAUAUGUAGAUAAAUUGAGAAAUGAUGUGCAGGUUCCAAUGCCCCAAGACGUAACUUUAACGCAAGUCCUUUUUAUUUUUAAAUCUAAUGCAUAUGUUUUGUAUGCUGACAUUAUUUUAACCAUACCCUAUUUUAAUUUUAAUUUGUUUUCAUACCAAGUCUUGGUAUGUCAGGUAUUUUUACUUGUUUGUUUCCUUGAUUGUGGGCAACAAUUGAAAACCAUACUUUUCGACAACAGCUUGGGCGUCGAUUAGUUUGUAGAUUGUUAUACCGUAAAUUGCAAGGAAAUUCAUCAGUUUAUGGUAUAUCAGUUUUCUUAGUCCAUAUUUUUAAAAUGUGUCCUAUUUUUUAGUUCUAAAUUUUUUUUGCAUAAUAUCAUCUCUUAUGUCAAAUUGCGUAUUAUAACCAAACUUUUUUUUAUUUGCAUUUUUAGUAUUUUAACUUGAAAGGUAAUUAUUUUUUUCUUGAAUGAAUGUAAAACUUAACACUCUCAGAAAAUAAUAAACUUCUUUUUACCUGUGUGAAA